CAAGCCUGUAUCAUCAUCCUCAAGCAUUAUUUCCAGUUAUACACACCUCAACAUCCACCGUUUACAUCAACACAGACCCUACGCCGCAGUCCACAAUGUCCAAGCCCCACGCCCCAAGCCCUCUAGCCUACGCUCUCGACGGCCGUGAAAUCGACCUCCUCCACUACAUCUACUCGCACCCGGACCUCCGCACCCUGCGCAACAACCCUCCCGCCAUCCUCGCCGCCAUCGACACCUACAGCCACACGCACAACCCGCUCAUGAACAUCGGCGCCACCAAGGGCACCUACAUCCGCGAUCUGAUCGUCGCCCACAGACCCCAGGUCAUGAUCGAACUCGGCGGGUACGUGGGGUACUCCGCCAUCCUGUUCGGGGCGACCCUCCGCGCCGCCGGCGGCACCCGGUACCUCAGUCUGGAGCAGAACCCGGAGAUGGCGGCGGUUGCGAACCAGCUGGUCGAUCUGGCGGGUCUGAAGGAUGUGGUGCGCGUGGUCGUGGGGUCGGCGGCGUCCAGCCUCCGGGAGUUGGUGGCGGAUGGGGAGCUGCAGGCGGUGGAGCUAGUGUUUCUGGAUCAUUGGCAGGAGCUGUAUCUGCCGGAUCUGUGGUUGAUGGAGGAGCUGGGGGUGCUGGUGCCGGAGAAGUCGGUGGUGAUUGCGGAUAAUGUGGUGAUGCCGGGGGCGCCGCAGUAUUUGGAGUGGGUUAGGGCUGGGUGUGCGGAGAAGAGGGGUCUGCUGGAGUCCAGGAAGGGGGAGAAGGGGUGGGAGGCGAGGGGGUUGAGGCCGAGGCCUGGGUUGGUGUACCAGACUCUUGUGCGCGAGUUUGAGACGCAGUUUGGACGGGAUGGUGUUGCGGUCACGACGGUUCUGGGUGAGGAGGAUGUUUGAGCGACUUGCCUUGACUACAAGUGAUUGGAGACGGAGUAUCAACAUGAAGAGUGUGAAAACAGGAUAUUGGGGUAGAGUUGGAUUUGGUUGAUUAUUUCACAGAAGCAUGGGUAGUUCUACUAUCUUUUCUAACAUUGUCGAUUGCCUCAGCUGAGGGGGGGUUGUAUGUUUGCAACGGGCUAGAAAUAAUUG
Molecule: messenger RNA, 1076 nt
Organism: Aspergillus uvarum CBS 121591
Lineage: Eukaryota; Fungi; Ascomycota; Eurotiomycetes; Eurotiales; Aspergillaceae
Product: O-methyltransferase
Exons: 3
Coding region: 96-884 (262 amino acids)
Molecular function (GO): O-methyltransferase activity
Source: RefSeq, a predicted model, not a curated record